Molecule: messenger RNA, 786 nt
Organism: [Candida] anglica
Lineage: Eukaryota; Fungi; Ascomycota; Pichiomycetes; Serinales; Debaryomycetaceae
Source: the annotation of a GenBank genome assembly
AUGUCUGCCAAAGUAGUAAUACCUGGAGACUCUCUCAGUUUUGGAGACAAGGCAGUGCCUGUCACAGUAGGCCCAGGUGUCUACAAAGACCCGCAAACCCAGGCCAUAGAACCAUCAUCAGCUGGGAUUUUAAACACAAAGGAAUCUAGUUCCAAGAGACUUGUAUAUAUUGACUCCAAUUCCAAAAGAUACAUCCCACAAACCAAUGAUUUUGUCAUUGGUAUAAUCACUGGUGUCUUUGGUGAGAAUUACAAAGUUCAACUUCAAAAUUUCUCCUCGGGAGUUUUAUUGUCCAUGAUGGCAUUCCCUAAUGCAUCUAGAAAGAAUAAGCCAAAUUUAAAAGUUGGCCAGGCUGUUUAUGCCAGAGUGUCUCAAGCUAUCCCGGAGAUUGACAUCGAGCUUGAAUGUAUUGAUGCCACCACUGGUAAAGAAGGUGGAUUCGGGUUAUUAGAUGAAUCGGGAUAUUUAUUCGACAUCAAUAUGAACUUCGCCAGAGAAUUAUUAUUUAAUCCAAACUCCCAUGUAUUGGAGAAGUUAGCAUCCAAAUGUAGAUUUGAAAUUGCCGUUGGUAUUAAUGGUAAAGUUUGGAUUAAAUGUGGAGAUGGUGUACCAUUAUUGAAGGAAGGAUCCACCAAUGAUGACACUGAAGAAGGUAACUCAGGAAGAUCAAAAGAUUCAUACAUUAACGAUUUAAAGACUACACUUGCUGCUAGUAGAUAUCUUCUUAGAUGUCAAGAAAUCCCAGCACUGGAAGUCGAUGCUGAGUUGGAGAAGUCGAUGAAGUAG